Messenger RNA from Drepanopeziza brunnea f. sp. 'multigermtubi' MB_m1, 1047 nucleotides. The record is from RefSeq and is a predicted model, not a curated record. Lineage: Eukaryota; Fungi; Ascomycota; Leotiomycetes; Helotiales; Drepanopezizaceae.
AUGGACAGGCAUCACCGUCACCACCGCCCCGAGAUGCCCCUUCCCCUUCCCCUUCCCCUUCCCCCGCCCCAACAUCAACCCCCCGGCCCAACCUCCGCCCCAGCAGACGUCGCCGCAAGCCUCGGUGUCGGCCGCGGAGGCAGAGACGGACAGAGAACCAGACCCAGCGGACCCAGCGAACCCAGCGAGAACGCGGCGCUCAGCAGGCAGAUCUGGGAGGUCGAGGAGAGGAUGGAGCUGGAGCUGCGCGACUGGAUCCUGGGAAGCAGCGGGAACGCCGGGAGCGCGAUCGGCUCGGCUAGCGGUGACGGGGGCCUGUCGUUGUCGCGGAAGCCAGGGAUGGGGAUCCGGACGGAGCUUGACCGAGCCCUCCUUCGAGCAGCACGCUCGCAACUCCUCUCCCCGCAACACGCCACCACCACCGCCACCAUGGACCCCUUGGACCACCAGCACGGCGAGUAUUACCCUCCCCUCCCCAACACCGAAUACCCCCCCGAUCCCUACUAUGCACCUUUCGCCUCCCCCUCCACUUCGAUCCAACAGCAGCAGCAGCAACAGCAGCAGCAACAACUGCAGCAACACAACCGAACCCCCGGCUUCGUCCCCAUCUACACCCAACACCACGGCACCCCCCUCUCCCCCAUCACCCCCUUGACCCCCCUCGCCCAGCAAUAUCCCCCGUACCCGCACCCCGCAUCUUCGUCCAGCUCCCCGCAACCCCUGAAUCAAUACCCGACGUCCGACGGCGGCGACGCGGAAGCGGAAGCGGAACUCAAGCGGAUGAGGAACACGGCCGCCAGCGCCCGCUUCCGAGCCAAGAAGAAGCAGCGGGAGCAGACGCUGGAGAUGCAGGCGCGGGAAAAGAAGGAGGCGCUCGAGAAGCUGGAGAGUAGAAUUCGGGAGCUUGAGCAAGAGAAUCGGUUCUUGAAGGGCUUGAUCAUGGGCCCGAAGGCGGAGGAACUCGAGGAACUGAAGAGGCAGAGAGAUGAGGCUAUUGAGAGCGAUAGGAAAAGUCUUGAACAUAAGGAUGGAGUGGGAACGGAUUAA